AAGCCCUUCAGUCCGUUCAGUGGCGGCGCUGCAUUUUUCAGUGUAUUUCUCCCCCAAAGCGGAGAAGCAGAGGAUGAUGCAGGGCACAGUCGGAUCACAGUGCUGCUGCUGUUGGAUAGAGAGAAACAGGAGCUGCGCUGCUAAAUGAACAACAUCCUAACAUCCACUUUCCUGUACUCCACUUUACCUCCACAAACACAUCAGGAGAUGCCACCAGAAGAACACGUCAGGCUGCUGAAAUCAGAAGAGAUAAAACAUGAGAAUAUGGAGGAGUCGCAUGAGUGUGGGAAGAGUUUUAAACAAGAGAAUCAUCUCAAAUCACACCAGUGCACUCAUUCAGGAGAGAAGCCGUAUCACUGUUCAGAGUGUGGGAGAAGCUUCAGGCACUCUAAAACUUUAAAAGCACACACUUGCUCCAGGAUGGAGGAUGGUUAUUCUAUAGAUGUAGUUCUUGAACCCGAUAAUAGUGAAAAAGCAGAAGAUCUCGCUCUGGUCAGCAGUCUAAGCACCUGUGCACCCUCAUUUGAAAGACGUUCUUGUUCUCCUGGUGUUAACUCAAAUUUACCUCCACAAACACAUCAGGAGUUGCCACCAGAAGAGCUGCUGAAACCAGAAGAGAUUAAACAAGAGAAUAUGGAGGAGCCAUAUUGUUGUUCAGAAUGUGGGAAGAGUUUUAAACAGGAGAAUCAUCUCAAAUCACACCAGCGCACUCACGCUGUGGAGAAGUCAUAUCAAUGCUCAGAGUGUGGGAUGGGUUGUAAUAAUCAGAGUAGUCUUCUAAGGCACCAGAGGGUUCACACUGGAGAGAAGCCGUAUCAGUGCUCAGAGUGCGGGAAGAGUUUUAGUAACGGUUAUAAUCUCAAAAAACACCAGGUCAUUCACACAGGAGAGAAGCCUUACUGCUGUUCAGUCUGUGGGAAGGGUUUCAGUAGAUAUGCUACUCUCCAACUACACCAGCGCACUCACACAGGAGAGAAGCCGUAUCACUGCACAGAGUGCGGGAAGAGUUUUCGUCAGCAGAGUAAUCUCCAAGUACACCAGCGCAUUCACACGGGAGAGAAACCAUAUCAGUGCUCAGAAUGUGGGAAGAACUUCAAUCGACUGGAUGUUCUCCAACACCACCAGCGAGUUCACACAGGAGAGAAGCCUUUUAAGUGCUCAGAGUGUGGUCAGAGUUUUCGUCAGCAGAACAAUCUCCAAGUACACCAGCGCAUUCACACAGGAGAGAAGCCCUAUUGCUGCCCAUACUGUGAAAGGAGCUUCUCUAGACACAGUAACCUCAAAGAACACCAGCGCACUCACUCAGGAGAGAAGCCGUAUGAGUGCUCAGAGUGUGGGAAGAGUUUUCGCCAGCACACUAAUCUCCAAGUACACCAGCGCAUUCACACAGGAGAGAAGCCGUAUAGCUGCUUAGAGUGCGGGAAGGCUUUUAACCGACUCGACGUUCUCCAACAGCAUCAGCGAGUUCACACAGGAGAGAAACCGUAUGAGUGCUCAGAGUGUGGAAAGAGUUUUUGUCAACAGGGCACCCUCCAAGUACACCAGCGUAUUCACACUGGAGAGAAACCGUAUUACUGCUCACAAUGUGGGAAGAUGUUUAGGUACUCAAAAAAUGUUGCGGUACACAAGUGCACUAAGAGUGAGGAAGAUAAUUCUGCAACUGUGGUUUGUGAACCUGAUUACAUGUCCCAGCAGGGGGCGCUAGUUCAGUCGCUGUGGUUCUCUAACAGCAGUGAAGCGGAGAAGCAGCACAGUUGGCUGAGGCCGCUGCUAAAACUGCAGAGAGAAAGAGGAGCUGCGCUAUUUGUCCAUGAGGUGAUGCCACCAGAGGAACUUGUCAGACUGCUGCAAUCGGAAGAGACUGCAGAGAAGCCAUACAGUUGCCCAGAAUGUGGGAAGUGUUUUAAACAGGAGAAUCAUCUGAAAUCACACCAGCGCACUCAUGCUGUGGAGAAGUCGUUCCAGUGCUCAGAGUGUGGGAGGACGUUUAAUCGACAUAGCAAUCUCCAAGUGCACCAGCGCAUUCACACAGGAGAGAAGCCGUUUCAGUGCACAGAGUGUGAAAAGAGUUUUAUUGAUAGAGGAACACUGACAAAACAUCAACGCAUUCAUACAGGAGAGAGGCCGUUUGACUGCUCGCUGUGUGGGAAGUGUUUCAGAGACAACGAUACUCUCAAAAAACACCACAUUACUCAUACAGGAGAGAAGUCCUAUUACUGUUCGUGCUGCGGAAGGAGUUUUAGUCGAUACAGCAAUCUCCAACUACACCAGCGCACUCACACCGGAGAGAAGCCCUAUGUCUGCUCAGACUGUGGAAAGUGUUUUAAUCAGCAAACUAAUUUACAAAUCCACCAGCGCAUUCACACUGGAGAGAAGCCGUAUCUGUGCUCAGAGUGUGGGAAGAGAUUUAGUGACAGCAGUCAUCUAAAAAAACAUCAGAUCGUUCACACUGGAGAGAAGCCGUAUCAGUGCUUACAGUGUGGGAAGAGUUUUACUCAGCAGAGUAACCUCCAUACACACCAGCGGGUUCACACUGGAGAGAACCCAUAUUACUGCUCAGAGUGUGGGAAGUUCUUCAGGUAUUCAAAAAGUUUAAAGAUACACAAGUGCAUGAAGUGGGAGAACGAUGAUUCUGUGACUAUGGUGGUCAUACCUGAUUACGGUGAAGAAACAGAAGAUCCUGCUCUGAUCAGCAGUCCAGAGCUUCCUGCUCCCACAGUGUUGGAUGGAGAGAAACAGGAGCUUUACUAUUUAGCGUAGGGACACUUGGUAACAUGGUUUCAGUUGUGUAUUCACUGACCAUUAGAGAAAUGGCUGGACAGAUAGCUACUUUUCGAAAAGUGCGUCCUUGCAUGCAUCCUUUGACCAGGCUUGGCUGAGUAGGCUAACUUGUGGCAGUGUUUUCUUGUUGGGUUUGUAGAGCGUAGGGCAUGUUGUUGAUGCUUUAUUUAAGAUUUGCAUGAUAUGUACACACCAUUAAUAAGUUAGUAUGAGAAUUUCAAGAAGGUCAUGCCAUAUUGGUUGAUAAAAAAUGAUGGUACGGUCAUAUGUUCCCAUGGGUGAAGAUGCCUCCAGGGAGAAGUGCACUCCUACCCCCACUCUUUUUUCUGUCCUGAUCAAAUAACAUCUCAUGUGGAUAUUUGAGUUUGUCAAGAUCAUUUGAUCUCAUUUUUUUUUACAUGAAUUUCAAUUAUAGUGAUCUGUGUGUUUAUACCAAGGUGUACACUAAAAGAAAGAAAGAAGGAAUGAAGAUUAGAGUAUGUGCUCUAAUCUAAUAGAGUGAUCAUUAGCCUUACUAAGGAGUUUGGCUGGAAUAUGUAAAGAGUUUAUGAACUGUCAUGAUGAAGAUGAGUUCAUAUGUAGCUAAUUUCUCAUGUGCACUAAUCAUUUGCACUUUUCAAUCUAUGGCACUUAGUGAUUAAAUGUAACUUUAUUAUUAUUAUUAUUAUUAUUAUUAUUAUUAUUAUCAUUAACCACAACAGUGGUUU
This is a messenger RNA of Colossoma macropomum (tambaqui), 3488 nucleotides long. Its product is annotated as zinc finger protein 271-like. The transcript has 5 exons. NCBI's taxonomy places the organism in Eukaryota, Metazoa, Chordata, Actinopteri, Characiformes, Serrasalmidae. Gene Ontology annotation, molecular function: DNA-binding transcription factor activity; RNA polymerase II cis-regulatory region sequence-specific DNA binding. Bases 145 to 2760 code for a protein of 871 amino acids. Gene Ontology annotation, biological process: regulation of transcription by RNA polymerase II. The record is from RefSeq and is a predicted model, not a curated record.